Molecule: messenger RNA, 1996 nt
Organism: Psylliodes chrysocephalus
Lineage: Eukaryota; Metazoa; Arthropoda; Insecta; Coleoptera; Chrysomelidae
Source: the annotation of a GenBank genome assembly
CUUAAAAAUAAUCAAAAUCAGCUGAUUAAUAUUUGUGAGCUUGACGGUAUAAGUUAUUGUUAUUCGUAUUUCUUUUUCUGGGGUUAAAAAUAUAUCAAUAUGGAAAUUUUAAAGUAACAAAAAUAUACGAAUUAAAAAUAUGGGUGGUUAUUGGGCAUAUUUGCCGUACCCAGCAUUGUAUCAAAUAUUUCAACAUUUAACAUAUAAAGAGCUUAUUUCUGCAGGACAAGUGUGUAAAGUGUGGUAUGAAGCUAGUCUCGACGAUUUAUUGUGGAAAGAAUUGUUCCUCAAAAAUUUUAUUGUGGACAGGUCUAUUCCAGUAGUUGCAGGUAGAACAUGGUAUGAGGAAUUUAACAGGUUAUCUUACCACAUACCAGUUGUACAAACAGAGAUAUUAUUAGAACACUCAGACCAGGUGUUGCAUGUUAGUUUUUCCCACAAUGGAAAGUAUUUUGCUACAUGUUCCAAAGAUGGAUAUGUCAUUCUUUGGAGAUCUAAGUAUCCUGCAAAAAUAAAAUACAUUAGAAAUAUGAAACAUUUUAAAUGGAAAUACACUCAGAACUCACAAUUUAAUGAAUCUGAUACUUUGCUACUUGUAUCUGGAGUACAUUUUGGUACCACUCACAGUACUUCCGGAGAAAUAGCUGUUUUCAAUUUAAGUCAUUUUGAACUGCAAUGUCGUGUAGUGAAUAAGCCAUACGACAUUUUUGGUACUUGGUACAGCGACCAAUAUUUGCUGUCAGGUGAUUUACACUGGUUGGCUCAUUUGGUCAGUACUUCUCAUCUUUGGCUCAAUAGGGCUUCUCAAGAGGCUGAAUCCGAACUAGUUCCAAUUACUCAUUGUCUGUUUAGGUUUUACAAUAGAAAUGCUAGUUCCAUAAGGGCGAUUAUGAUAGCGAACUGUCUACCAAAUUCCGAAAAUGUCGACAGAGAUUUUGAAAACGAGGGUGAAGUCAGCAUGGAACAAGGCUCUUCGUCGGCACCACAACACGGCAACCCUGUCAGUCAUAACGACAUAACUUGGACACCUUGCGAUGUUAGGAGAGCAAUGGCCAGUUCGAUGUUUGAAUCGAUGAAGAAAGAUUUUCCGCAUCCUAUAUGGUAUAAUGCUGAUUAUAGAAAAGUAGAAACUCAAUCCCACUCAAGUAAUGACAAUAAUAGCGACGACGAAGAUAUGCCAGAAAAAGAAAAAGCUGCCGAUGAUUCUGACGACGAUAGUUCAGAAUCUUCAUGCGAGACUGAUAAUGAUAGAUUUGUUCAAACUGAUAAAUACCUAAUCUUUACGACUGGCUACAAAACCUACACACCACACCAAAUAGGCUUCAAACGAAUAAAGCCCUUCACGUUUCCUAAAAGAAUGGAUCCAGGACCAAGUUUAAAAGAAAGAUUGAUACUGUUUGAACAGAGGAAGGAACAGAGUCCGCCUCCUGAUCCUGAUUGGCUCAAUUUUGACCAAGUUGCUGAUAAGUUUGAUAAGGUGGAUCAUUUAAUUGAUCUCCAUGGGCAUAUUGUGGGCAUGGGAUUAAGUCCAGACCAAAGAUAUCUUUACGUUAAUAGUAGAUCGUGGCCCGAAAACUACGUGAUAAGCAAUCCUCUAGAACCUCCGCCGAUAGCACAAGAAAUUGAUAUACACGUAAUAGAUUUAGUGACAUUGAAACAAGUAGGAACAAUGCUCAGGGCACAUAAAGCUUUCACGCCGAAUAACGAAUGUUUUUUUAUAUUUUUGGACGUUUGCAACGAAUAUGUAGCGAGUGGUGCCGAAGACAAACACGGUUACUUAUGGGACCGCCACUACGGCACUUGUUUAGCGAAAUUCCCUCAUCAAGAUGUGGUAAACUCAGUGGCGUUCAAUCCUAAGGACCCGGAAAUGUUGGUCACUACGUCUGACGAUCACUGUAUAAAAGUAUGGCGAUCCAGAGCGAAAGUUGACAGUUUAAAUUUAGAUGAAUCGACAUUUCCAAAAGGUGUCGAAUUAAGAAAGGACCAAAAUUGUAAU